AUGAGUUCUACUCCGAAAAAGAAGCCUAAAAAGCCAACACUACCUCCAAAUGAGAUGUUUCAUGCAAAACUUCCUCAUUACUCCAAUGAUCCAAUCCCAGAAGAGUUCAAAUUCCCUUCUUUCGAUUUAUACGUUAGACCAAUCAAAUAUGAGUUAGCUCCUGACCCUAUUUUCCUUAACGAGAGACUAGUUCCCUAUUACGAAGACAUUGUCAAUCAACUUACACCAGUGAUUAAUCAAUUACUGAGUGAUAUUCACACAUUAGAACAGAAAAUUACACAUAAAUUAGAUGAACAACCGAUAAAGUACAAAUUUAACUUCUUGAAUGCUGAUUUAUGGCGAAAAUUCAAUACAUUACUGGGAGAAUUUAACAAAAUUAAAAAUAAUUUACUGGUUUCACGACUUUCAAUUAUGGAGCGAAGAGUUGAGUUACUGAUGAGGAUCAAUAAUUUGGCAACAUAUCUUGCUGAACAUCCGAAAUAUUUUUAUAUUAAUAUAAUUCACGUGAAUCAAUCCUGGAAAUCACUUGAAUUCGAUUACUUAUCAUCGUUAUAUCUUCAGUUCAAGGCAAUAAAGCUAUCAAUAAGGGAUAUAGAGCAGCAAUUACCUUUCAUUCCUCAUCCAUUCUCAAAACCAGAAGAGAAUGUCGAUAUGUUCAAUCAUUUAAUACAAGACGCAAUCCAAACAGUCGAUCCAUUGACAGGAUAUAUCCCUGCUUCAGACACAUACGAUACAUUUUAUUUUUUCCUCACGUCAAGGCAUUCACCAGUUCGAUUUCCGAAAAAUUAUGACUGGAAACCCAUAAACUAUACCAAAUCCUUCAAUUACAUCAUGCAAAAACUUACAGAAUUCAGUAAUAUCCAACCAAAUACUCAAGAGUAUCAAAUCCUUCAAAGUUACACAUCCACAUACAUUUUUGAGAUGCUUUGUCUCAUAGACAGAAACAAUUCGAAGUGCCAAAAGCUUGACAACGCUUUUUACAAAAAUUCUCUUAAACCAGUUAAAAAAGUCAUUAAAAAUCCCAGUUAUCUAUCACCAGAUGAACAAGAAAUGACUCCUCCUCAGUUAUUUAAGAGCAUUACGAUGCUUUCUGGUCUAAUUGGAGAAUGUAUCACUGCAACCUUCGAAAGUAACCCAGUUGAUGUUUUGUUCCAUAUACAGAAGGCCAAUCUUGCAUUGAUACUUGAAUUAUUAAGGAGAACUAAGAAAUCAAUGGAAGAUCUCAAAAUUAGUCAAGAAUUGAAGUCAUUUUGGGAGCUACUUCUAUCAGCAACACAAUCAUCUGGUAUUUGCUCAACAAUUAAGUUUACAGAACAAUGGCUAAACAUUCAAUCAGUACCUGAUGAGUUUAAAAGUGCUGCAAAGGUUCCAUUGGAGUUAAUUAAUUGA
Trichomonas vaginalis G3 is the source of this 1389-nucleotide messenger RNA. RefSeq lists its product as uncharacterized. Bases 1 to 1389 code for a protein of 462 amino acids. The record is from RefSeq and is a predicted model, not a curated record. NCBI's taxonomy places the organism in Eukaryota, Parabasalia, Trichomonadida, Trichomonadidae. The transcript has a single exon.